This is a messenger RNA of Zygotorulaspora mrakii, 2019 nucleotides long. RefSeq names its product transcription factor NDT80 (gene NDT80). The record is from RefSeq and is a predicted model, not a curated record. Gene Ontology annotation, biological process: meiotic cell cycle; positive regulation of transcription by RNA polymerase II. The transcript has a single exon. Lineage: Eukaryota; Fungi; Ascomycota; Saccharomycetes; Saccharomycetales; Saccharomycetaceae. Bases 1 to 2019 code for a protein of 672 amino acids. Gene Ontology annotation, molecular function: DNA binding; DNA-binding transcription factor activity. Gene Ontology annotation, cellular component: nuclear chromosome.
AUGGCGAGGUGUUUUCAUGCAGGUGCCAGUCAAAGUGAGGCUAGAGCAAGUGCUGGCUCGGAGGAGGAUGAAGAAGAGCAGGAUGCAGUGAUUAAAACGCAUGUUAACGAAGAUGGGACCACUUCAAAUUAUUUCGACAAAAGAAAGCUGAAAAUUGCGCCUAGAUCAACCUUGCAAUUCAAAGUGGGUCCGCCUUUUGAGCUUUUCGGUAACUAUUACAGUGUUACGGAGGUCAACACAUGUCGCAGACUCAAGUUUCGAAUUGCGCCUCGUAUCGACAGAGGUUUUGAUUUCAUAGAUGGGAAUUGGGUGGGCUAUAAAAGGAACUACUUCACCCUGGUUUCGGCAUUUGAAACCCCUGGCUGGGAAUUGAAAGACUACUUGAAAGGCACAUUUCAGUUGAACGUUAAUGCGGGUCAUAGAUCGGAAAAUUACAAGAUUAAGUAUUUUGCGAUUAAAAUUCAGGCCAGAAAUGAUGACGAUUUUUCGAAAAUCAAUUUGGUCCAGCACACAGCAAAGAGAGAUAAAGGCCCCCAGUUUAAUCCGGCAACUUAUCCGUUAAUUCCAGCACCAUUGCCAAAACAUCAAAUAAUAAGAGAAGCGUCUAAUGUGAGGAAUACAGCCAAGAUGCAAAAAUAUGAUUCGACCUUCUUUUUCCAUAGGAACCAGGAAGAUCAAUCCCAGUAUUCAAAGAAUAGUUUACUGAGAACAUAUCCUAAUGAUCCUGUUCAAAAAGUUGCAAGGUACGAAAGAGUUCAAUUUUCAUCAGCAGUCAAUAAUAGAAAGUCAACGCAACAAAGUAGACAUUAUAGGUUGCACGUGGUUCUUGGAGCUGUUAUUCAUUAUGAGGGCUCUUAUCUCGAAAAUUUUGGUAAAGAUAGUUCACCAAAUUUGUCGAUAAGUGAAGAAGUGUUCCUGUUAGAUGGAACAAAACAAGGAUUUGUUCCUUUACAAGAGAUGAGAACGCCUUCCUUGAUAAUAAGGGGAAGAUCAGCUUCUAAUUAUUGUUCUUCACAAAAACCUACAACGAGUCCUAAAUUGUCAUGUGCAGGUACCAUUUCGGGUACUGUUUCCCGGAGAGAAUCCAGUAAUAUACCUGUAACGUAUUCUCAAACACCUCCGUUGGAUACAACAGUACUGUGCUCGUCUCCUAUCAAGGUCAAAAGUAAUCGACCAGCAAAUAGAAAAUCUAACGUCAUUGGUGCCGUAACUUCGUCAGUAAAUCGUGUAAAUGAAAAUGAUGAUGUGAUUCUCAGAAAAAACAAAAGAGUGCAGACACUUGAAGAGAUAGAAAAAAGUCUUAAACUUCCAUUAAAUCUUCAAUCUAAAAAUGACGAGAAUAAAUCAAGUUCUCAAAUUUCUUCACUAACACGUCCAGCACUUAUUUCAAGGCAUAGUUCAAUAGAUCCACGAGAAAUUGAGUUAAAACCUUCACCAAUUAAGAGAAGCCGUUGUUACAGUAGCGAUUUUGGCGAUCUUGAUGAAAGCCGUUUUACAACGGGAUCACUUGCAUUAACAGCUACUUUAAGAUCGCAAAAUUUGAAUAGUUUUAGCAAAAGAAGAAUGAAUCAGAAUGUUCUUAACCCUGAAAGCUCGCCAGAAACCUCAUACAAAUCACCUCCAGAAAAAUCGAAAACUUCGACUCCCUAUAAACCAAAACAAAACUGCCAAGUAGAUCGUAAGUCUGACCGCGAUGAUUCGAAUAAUUUCGGGGACUCAUCUGGCACAGGAAUGGAUUCCCUUUCGAUUCCAAUUCUCGAUGAUUCAACAUCAAAUUACAACCACGUAGCAAAUAUUGAUAGCAUUCACUUGGAAGUUGAUGCAAUACCUAGAAGUUUCACCAAGGUAAUUGGAGAAAAUUCUUUCACCAACCUCUAUCGUCAAAUGGAACAAACGACUCGUGAAACUUUUAUGGCGAGACAAACCGAAGAAAAUAUUGUCUCAGUUAUAAAUACACUUCCUUCUCAAAUGAUGGCUGUUGAAGAGUUUUAUGAAGAACUUGGGUUUUAUAAGCAAUAA